Messenger RNA from Pelmatolapia mariae (spotted tilapia), 6515 nucleotides. RefSeq names its product kinesin heavy chain-like. Gene Ontology annotation, cellular component: microtubule. NCBI's taxonomy places the organism in Eukaryota, Metazoa, Chordata, Actinopteri, Cichliformes, Cichlidae. The coding region runs from base 417 to 3278 and encodes 953 amino acids. Gene Ontology annotation, biological process: mitotic cell cycle; microtubule-based movement. Gene Ontology annotation, molecular function: ATP binding; microtubule motor activity; microtubule binding. The record is from RefSeq and is a predicted model, not a curated record. The transcript has 27 exons.
UCAUCGGUAAAGGACGAUGCGGCUGUGUGCGCGCACACCCUCCCCGGACUCGGUGUCUCUGCAGAGCGGACAGCUCCCCGCUCAGUCCUCCUCCGCCUCUGACAACCUAUUAAAAACGCCACGUUUCCGCGCGGCUGUCGGUGCCACAGCCGCGGGGGGAGGAGGCCUGUAAGCUCCACCGCAGUCCGAGCUCCAAUCCGAGACGCAGCGCUGCGGUUUGUCCGCUUUGGCCAUGGCGCAGCGGAGGAGGCUCAGAUGAAGGACGCCCUGCGCAUCGGAACAGGAAAAUCCUCGACUAGCUACAGAGGGAAGCAGACUAAACCGACCAGGCCCCACUGGAGGUCCCUAAACCUCCCUUUGGGCACCACCGGACAGAGGGGGCGGUGUAAACAUUGACAGGAGGAGCAGCAGAAGCCAUGGCAGACGCGGCGGAGUGUGGGGUGAGAGUGAUGUGCCGCUUCAGGCCCCUGAACGAGGCCGAAAUUACCCGAGGAGACAAAUACAUCCCCAAGUUCAAAGAGGACGACACCGUGGUCAUAACGGGCAAACCGUACAUGUUCGACCGUGUGCUGCCUCCCAACACGACGCAGGAGCAAGUGUACGACCAGUGUGCCAAACAGAUAGUGAAAGAUGUGCUGGGCGGCUACAAUGGGACCAUCUUCGCCUAUGGGCAGACGUCCUCCGGGAAGACCCACACCAUGGAGGGCAAACUGCAUGACCCGCAGCUGAUGGGAAUCAUCCCUCGCAUCGCCCGCGACAUCUUUGACCACAUCUACUCGAUGGACGAGAACCUCGAGUUCCACAUCAAGGUCUCUUAUUUUGAAAUCUACUUGGACAAGAUCCGAGACCUGCUGGACGUGUCAAAGACGAACCUCUCCGUCCACGAAGACAAGAACAGAGUGCCCUAUGUGAAGGGCUGCACUGAGCGUUUUGUGUCCAGUCCAGAGGAGGUGAUGGACGUCAUCGAUGAGGGCAAAUCCAAUCGGCAUGUGGCAGUGACCAACAUGAACGAGCACAGCUCUCGCAGCCACAGCAUCUUCCUCAUCAACAUAAAGCAGGAAAACGUAGAGACGGAGAAGAAGCUGUCUGGGAAGCUCUACCUGGUCGACCUGGCUGGCAGCGAGAAGGUGAGCAAGACGGGAGCUGAGGGGGCGGUGCUGGACGAGGCAAAGAACAUCAACAAAUCCCUCUCAGCGCUGGGAAACGUCAUCUCAGCUCUGGCUGAGGGCACCAAAACCCACGUGCCGUACAGAGACAGUAAGAUGACUCGGAUCCUGCAGGACUCUUUGGGAGGGAACUGUCGCACCACCAUCAUCAUCUGCUGCUCACCGUCCAUCUACAACGAGGCCGAGACCAAGUCCACGCUCAUGUUUGGACAGAGAGCGAAGACCAUCAAGAACACAGUGUCUGUGAACCUGGAGCUGACGGCCGAGGAGUGGAAGAAGAAAUACGAGAAGGAGAAGGAGAAGAACAAGAACCUGAAGAGCAUCAUCCAGAGGCUGGAGGCCGAACUCAACCGCUGGAGAAACGGGGAGAACGUUCCUGAGGAGGAGCAGCAGAGCUCUAAAGAUCAGAGGAGCGGCGAGCCGUACGACAACACUCCCAUCAUCGACAACCUGCUGCCAGCCGGAGGAGGUGUCUCCGUCUCCGGUGACGAGAGGAGGAAAUACGAGGAGGACGUAAGGAACCUGUACAAACAGCUGGAUGACAAGGAUGACGAAAUUAACCAACACAGUCAGCUGGCAGAGAAACUCAAGGAGCAGAUGAUGGAUCAAGAAGAGCUGCUGGCGUCAACACGACGCGACUAUGAGAAGAUCCAGGAGGAGCUGUGCCGGCUGCAGACGGAGAAUGAGCUAGCCAAGGAGGAGGUGAAGGAGGUGCUUCAGGCCCUGGAGGAGCUGGCAGUUAACUACGACCAGAAGAGCCAAGAGGUGGAGGAGCGAAACCAAGCCAACGCGCAGCUGACCGAGAAGCUGCAGCACAAGACGGCGCUGCUGUCGGUGCUUGAGAGGGAGGUGAGUCAGCUGCAGGAGCUUAACGGCCUGCAGAGAAAGCGUGCUGCCGAGGUCCUCAACCUUCUUCUGAGAGACCUCAGUGACAUCGGCGCCAUCAUCGGCACCAGCGAUGUCAAGACGGCUGCGUGCUCAGAGAUGAAGGGGAACGGCUCGGCGCUGGAGGAGGAGUUUACCGUCGCUCGCCUCUACAUCAGCAAGAUGAAGUCCGAGGUCAAGUCUUUGGUCAACCGCAGCAAGCAGCUGGAGAGCGCCCAGGCCGACGCCCACCGCAAGAUCCAGGCCAACGAGAAGGAGCUGGCGUCCUGUCAGCUGCUCAUCUCCCAGCAUCAGGCCAAGAUAAAGUCUCUGACCGACUACAUGCAGAACAUGGAGCAGAAGAAAAGGCAGCUGGAGGAGAGUCAGGACGCUCUCACCGAAGAGCUCGCCAAACUGCAUGCUCAAGAGAAAAUGCACGAGGAAAAGGAGAAGGAGGACAUCGGCAGAGCGGGCGGAGACGAUGACAUCAAGAAAACGCUGGAGGAGCAGCUGGAGAACCACAGGGAGGCUCAUCAGAAGCAGCUCAGCCGCCUGCGGGAUGAGAUCGAAGACAAACAGAGGAUGCUGGACGAGCUCAGAGAUCUAAAUCAGGGGCUGUUACUGGAGCAGGAGCGACUCAUGUCGGAUUACUACAAACUGCAGGCGGAGGAGCAGGACAAGAAUGCAAAGCUGGAGAGGCUCGUGCUGCUGAAUGAACAAAGGGAGCAGGCCCGAGAGGACCUGAAGGGUCUGGAGGAGACUGUGGCCAAAGAGCUGCAAACUCUGCACAACCUGCGCAAACUCUUCGUCCAGGACCUCACUGCACGGGUUAAGAAGAGUGCAGAGCUUGACUGUGAGGAGGGACUCAGCAACAUUGCACAGAAACAGAAAAUCUCAUUCUUGGAGAACAAUUUGGAGCAGCUGACUAAGGUCCACAAACAGCUGGUCCGGGACAACGCAGACCUUCGCUGCGAACUGCCCAAGCUGGAGAAGCGUCUGCGAGCCACGGCCGAGCGAGUCAAAGCGCUGGAGAACGCCUUGAAGGAGGCCAAGGAGAACGCCAUGAGGGACCGCAAGCGCUACCAGCAGGAGGUGGACCGCAUCAAAGAGGCUGUGCGGGCCAAGAACAUGGCCAGGAGGGGAUACUCUGCACAGAUCGCAAAGCCUAUCCGGCCCGGACAUCAUCCACUGUCCUCCCCGAUCUGCAGCUCCAUCAGAGCCGGAGGUGUUGAUAUUCAUAACAACUGAACCCACAACAGCAACAUAAUCCUACGACCAUAAACAACUCAACGCAUGCUCACCACCCCACCUGGAUCCACACAUCCCCUCCUCUUGGAGCACCAAUGGGAGGCCUUCACGACAGACUGUCAUCGCUCGGAGAAGCACCAUCCAAACAUUGUGUAAAUACUGAUAUGAGACAUAUUUAAUUUGCUGAAUGUAGAUCUCAGAGGCCUCAUUUAUAACACAUUCUCUGUUAUAAGUUUAGUUUUCUGGAUCUUCUGAUGGUAGAUUGUCGUUAUUAUGCAACAGAUUAAAAGCUCGAUGUUUAUGAGUGAGGCCCUGAAUCCGCUUAUGUAUUAGAAAUGAAAAUGAAGCUUAAGUUUUAGGUUUGUGCAGCUUUACAGGAAAAGGCAAACGUGUCAGUUUUUAGAUAAGUAUUGAUUCUGCGUUCAUUUUAUGGAUUGAGAUAGUUUAACGUUUUAGGAAACAACUUGCUUUCUUUCCUUUUUCUCUCAGUCGUCAUGAUGAGAGAAGUGACACCACUCGAGUGUAUCUGAUCAAUAUGAAGCUACAGCCAACAGACGGUUAGCUUAGGUUAGCAUAAAGACCAGGGAAUGGCAAUCACAGAGGUCUUUGGUCCUGUACUCUAUAUACCUCUGUGCAAACAGCCACUUGUCAUUAGGUUGGUGAAAAUACACAUUUUUCCCUAGUGAUCCAGUGGUUGUCAGAUGGUUGCUGACUGGUGACUGACGCUACAGCAGCAUCCCUCCAAAAUGGCAGUUACACCGAAGACAGCAGUUUACUAUGGAUAAACGCCUCAUCCCACUCCGUAGCCUAAAUGGCGACCAUUAGGUUGAUAAUUGCUCCGUGCUCUUUAUAGAAAUGCUGACUGGACAGUGUAAUCACUACAACUCAUUGCAAACUCUAGGAAGAAAAUUUAACACGCAUAAUCAGCAAAUUACACCCCAGCUCAUUUACGUCAAUGCCUGAAGAUGAUUUCUGCAGGUAUGCUACCUGCAUAUUUUGGAAAACAUCUACAACUUAUUAACAGAUCCUGAAUUGAAAAUCUCAUCCAUAUUUUUUAGAAGUAUUUUAACUAUGGACCAGAAAAUUGUACCCACCAAAAACAGACUCACUACAAGCUACUAAACUGUAUAAUGAUGGUAUGUGACAUAAAACAAUGUAUUAUUUAUAAUAUAACGGAGAAGAACUACUCUUCCCGCAAUCCUUAACUGAAACAGCGGCAUCUCUGAUUGGUGGAAGUUGCUGUUGAAUGACAUUGACCUUGGAAAUGUGUAAACCCACAAACAUCAGAAUGGACGAGUGGCGAUUCCAGUCAGGAACAUAGCACCAUGCCACAUCGAUAACUUGGCUAUACUCGACUACACACGCACAAUACAAACUACAAACACUAAAUUCUAGAAGGCUGGAAGUCGGUUGCUAUGGAAUCUGGGAUUUGAUUGUAUUAUUGGAUGAGUAGUUCUUUCACUGUUAAAAGUUAUUAUGUACACAGAAGUGGAUCAUCUACUAAUUGGAAGGUCAGUGGUUCAACUCCCGGCUUCUCUUGUGUUCAUGUUAAAGUGUCUUUGGGCAAGAAACAGAACACUGAGUUGCCCCCAGUGCAUCCAUGAGGGAGAAUGCUAGGUUAAAAGCAGUUAGACACAGUGAAUGGGUGAAUGAGUCCCAGACUCCGUACCUUGCUUUUUUUCCCCUUUAUUUAUUUAUUUAGUAGAUCAAAUAAAAUCUGUUUAUGGCCACGAUUUAUCUUGUUGCUGGUUGGUUCAAGGCUUAAAACUCUUUUCUGAAACGUCAGUGGAGAAAAGGAGUGGAAUAUUUAUUUCUGGAAACAGAGAACUUAAAAUAAAAAUGGCUGUUUCACCAUUUUAACCUAAGCUAACUGACUGCAGGAUGUAGCUUCAUGCUUACUUUUAUGGAUGUGAUUUGUAUCAAAGCAGGGCCUUUCUAACCUCGAUGAUGUUGAAGGUUAUUGCUGGAGCUGGGCAGCAGAAACAUGCUUCCACACAACUGUCUUUGCUUGUGUCUUGGUCUUGUCUUCCAGAUUUUAUAAUUUUUGUGUUUAAACUUUUGAUUACAGGUGACAAUAAAAAGAAACCCUUUGAUUUGGUUUUAGAAAACAUGCUCUGGGCUUCAAAAAUUUUUUUUUCUUUUUUUGUCAUUUUGCGAAGAGGGAUCUGCGCUGCUUUAGCUCUUGAGGAACACUGACCAGCCAAUCAGUUGCUCCUAGGACUAUGAGCCUAGUUUAUAGCUCUGGUUUAAAGCUGAUUUACCUUUUUUCUCCCCACACAAUUUCAGUGUCUGGAUCGUUGUAAUAGUCUGCACUCAAUCUGUAAAGUUUCUGAUUGGCCAGUCAGAGUCUUUAAAAACAGAUUCGAAGGCAGAAUAAAGGUUUUUCCCCUCAGGCCAAAGUAAUUAAAAUCUCAGUGGAUAAGCUGGAUAAGUUUUUCCCUUUAGAAAACUCAAAUCAUCAAAACAGCACUCCAGCUUUAGAAAUGAACACAUUUCUCUACAUUGACUUGUGACUUUGUAACUUUCUUUUUUAACGUCAAAAGGCUGUAAUUUAAUGAGGCCUCUUGACCCUUUAGUGGUACAUUAGACGUUUGUGCUGCUUUCCUUUAUGGUGCCUGUUUAGCAUAUUUUUAUAUACAUUAUUGUCUCAGUGUAAAAGGCCCAAUUACAGUUGUUCUUUGGUUAUAGACUACCAUUUUAGUUUCUUUUAGGUAUCAGAGAGUAGCAGUCAUUAAGCUCGAGGACGAUACCCUACAAUCUAGCUUGAUGACUGCUACCCUUCUAAUGACGACCCCUACCCUUUGAAUUAGCUUCUUGACCAGUGGCAGUCAUCCAGCUUGAUGACUGCCACCAUUCGACCAGUCAUUGGGCUAGAUGAGUGCUGCCUUUCGACUGGUCAUCACACUUGACUGCUACCCUUUGAACAUAAGGCUGAGGACUCUGGUAGGACUGGGCCUUAGUUGUGCAACGUGACUUUUGGGCUAGUUGCUUUUGUUUCUGUGGAUGUUGCUGUAGAAUGUUACAAUUUCGUAAUGGUUUAGUUGCAGGACAGCAACAAGCACAGACGACGAAUAAGUGAAUGUAACUGCAUGGACUAGAGCUUGUUGUGUUAAAGGCAUGCUCAGGGAGGGCAGUUUCUAUACAGGAUGCAUUUACCUCAUCAUGUUGUACAUUUUGUUUGUUUUAGCUGUAGCAUCGUGUAUCCAAGUAUAUCUUACAACUGAUGCAAUUAAAUCU